This is a messenger RNA of Centropristis striata (black sea bass), 3311 nucleotides long. RefSeq names its product regulatory factor X, 6 (gene rfx6). Gene Ontology annotation, molecular function: RNA polymerase II cis-regulatory region sequence-specific DNA binding; DNA-binding transcription factor activity, RNA polymerase II-specific. Lineage: Eukaryota; Metazoa; Chordata; Actinopteri; Perciformes; Serranidae. The record is from RefSeq and is a predicted model, not a curated record. Gene Ontology annotation, biological process: regulation of transcription by RNA polymerase II.
AUGCCGAUGAAACGCAGCAGUGAGAGUUCAGACAGAGAUGGAGUGUUUCUUAUUCACUCUCUGACAAAGACUUUGUGCAGCUCACCAGAAGAAACAGCCACAGACUUUAUCGGACAGACACGUUUUCAUCCGGAGGACGAUUCUGGGAUUAAAUCAGGUACCUCUCUCGUAAACUUUAUUUGUCUGUGUGUUCACUCAGAAGCAGAGGACAGUAACGAGACGCCGUCCUCUGAGGAAGACCAGGACCUGGUGGACUUCAACCCGGACCUGAACAUCAAACAGAGCAUCUCGUCCUCCAGAAAAACCAUCAGUCAGAUCAUCAAGGACAAGAAGAAACAGACACAGCUCACCCUGCAGUGGCUGGAGGAGAAUUAUAUCGUGUGUGAAGGAGUGUGUCUGCCUCGAUGUAUCCUCUACGCUCACUACCUGGACUUCUGCAGGAAGGAGAAGCUAGAGCCGGCCUGUGCUGCUACAUUUGGAAAGACGAUCCGACAGAAGUUUCCUCUGCUAACAACGAGACGACUGGGCACCAGAGGACACUCCAAAUAUCAUUAUUAUGGAAUUGGCAUCAAGGAGAGCAGUGCGUACUACCACUCUGUGUAUUCUGGGAAAGGUUUGACCAGAUUUUCAGGGAGCAAGCUCAAGAACGAGGGCGGCUUCACCAGGAAAUAUUCUCUGAGCUCCAAAACUGGAACGUUGCUCCCUGACUUCCCCAACGCUCAGCAUCUUCUGCUGCAGGGAAACAUCUCCAGAGAAAAGCUGGUCAUAAAUACAUCCCACAUUAAUGUAAUAAACAGUAUAUUCUGUAUCUGACAUGACGUUAUAGUUUGUUUUCUCCUCCACCUCGUCUCUUCUCAGGUGGACACUCUGAUCAUGAUGUAUAAAACACACUGCCAGUGCAUCCUGGACAACGCCAUCAAUGUUAACUUUGAGGAGAUCCAGAAUUUUCUGCUCCAUUUCUGGCAGGGAAUGCCCGACCACCUGCUGCCGCUGCUGGAGAACCCCGUUAUAGUCGACAUCUUCUGCGUCUGUGACUCCAUCCUCUACAAGGUUUUAACAGAUGUUCUGAUUCCAGCUACGAUGCAGGAGAUGCCUGAAAGUCUGUUGGCAGAUAUCAGAAACUUUGCCAAACACUGGGAGCACUGGCUGGCCUCCUCUCUGGAGAACCUCCCAGAAUGCCUUGCAGCCAAGAAGCUCCCCAUCGCACGCCACUUUGUGUCGUCCCUGAAGAGACAGACGUCGUUCCUACACCUGGCACAGAUAGCCCGCCCGGCGCUGUUCGACCAGGCGGUGGUGACCAGCAUGGUGUCGGAUAUCGACAACGUGGAUCUGAGCAGCAUCAGCUCCCAGCCGCUGGUCAGCGUCAACACCAGCGGAGACCAGGAGCCCGACAUCUACUCCGAGUAUGACUCCAUCACGGUGUUCCAGGAGCUGAAGGAGCUGCUGAGGAAGAACGCCACCGUGGAGUCCUUCAUCGAGUGGCUGGACUCUGUGGUGGAGCAUAAAGUCAUCAAGCCCGGGAAGCAGAGCGGCCGCUCGGUGAAGAAGCGAGCUCAGGAUUUCCUCCUCAGGUGGAGUUUCUUCGGUGCCAGAGUGAUGCACAACCUGACGCUCAACAACGCCUCCAGCUUCGGUUCCUUCCAUCUGAUCAGGAUGCUGCUGGAUGAAUACAUCCUGUUGGCUCUGGAGACUCAGUUCAACAACGACAAGGAGCAGGACCUGCAGAACCUGCUGGACAAAUACAUGAAAAAUGCAGAUGCGAGUAAAGCUGCGUUCAUGGCGUCUCCCAGUUCCUGUUUCCUGGCCAACCGCAACAAGGCCAGCGCCGCCAUCGACCAAUCGGUGAAGAACGAGUCUCUGGGGGAACACGCCUACAUGUCUCUGUCCACCAAUCAGCAGCAGAGUCUGGAGACGAGCGCCGUCAUCUACCCGGGGGCGGAGUCUGCCGGAUUCACAGUGUCAGGAGGUCAGAUGGACUUCUCUCAGGUCAGCGGGCCCCUCAUGACGCCCCCGAUCUCUCCAGCAGCGUUAGUGCACCGAGGCUCCGUCAUCAACCAGGGGCCCAUGUCGGGGAGGCCCCUGACUACGUCUUCUUCUUCCUCCACCUGCUGCACCACCUCCUCGUCCUCCUCCUCCUCCUGCCUGUCCUCUCUCAGCGUGAUGACCCAGCCCAGCCCCUGCUCCUCGUACCCGGAGACCCUGUACCACUGCUUACCUCAGACCGGCUCCGGUUACUUCCCUCCAGCCGGCGGCUCCUCGGCCCCAAACUACCAGCCUGCACUCAGGCCUCAGACUCAGACUCAGUGUCUGGCCUCAGUCCAGUCUCAGGCCUCCUCUCUGGCCUACCACCUCUCUCGGUACCCCUCCUUCAACGACCAGCAGCACCUGACCAAAGACGUCUUCUACAGCCACCACCACCCGUCAGCCCACCACUCCUCCAACACCACCAGCUGCUCCCUGACGCCUUACGGCGCCGCGGUCCGGCCCACGUCCAGCUACCCCUCCGGCUCAGAUCCAGUUCAGACGGAGCAGGGCCUGGACGCUCAGACGGCCGCUCAGAUCCUGGACUCAGCAGACGGGUUCGGCUUCGUGAACGCUGCGGGCGGCGGCUGUCAGGGAGCGGCGUACUCUGCUGCAGGACACAGCGGUUACUACAGCAACAGCAGUUACCUGGACAGCCAGCGUAUGACAUCACUGGUGGACCAGCACGUGUCCGUCAUCAGCACCGUGGGCAGCCUGCGUCCGUUCCCUUCACCGUACUCUGAAGUCCACGACCCGCUCAACAUCCUGGACGAGCCGGGGAGGAAAACUACAGGAACGUAUUUCACCGAGGCGGACACUGGAGCAGAUCACUCCCUCCCCUCGUCAGGAUCCGCUCCCUGCAUGUUCGGAGUUCCCUCUCCCUUCACCUCCCAGGAUGCAUUGCUCUCUCAGCAGCGUGUGCCGUCUUCGUCUGAGGUGCAGGACCUGGUGUCCUCGUUGCCCCCCAUCAACACCGUCUUCAUGGGAGCAGGAGGCGUUCAAUGACACAGGAAACAUCAAACCCCAUCAGAUCCAGAAUCAGAACAUGCAGACUGUACGGUACAGUAUAAAGAUAGAAACACACAGAGAAGGACUGAACAUUAUUUGGAUCUCCUACUGUACUAUAAACCAGAUAGACAGGAGCAAAGGAAAUAUAUAUUUUUUGUGGGAAAAUGUGGAUUAUUGCAUCAAAACCGUAAAUUUAUAACAGACCGUUUCAUGAAGAUAUAAAGAUAUUUAAAAAAUAUUUAAAAAUGUAUUUUUCAAUUAGUAAUUUUUCCAGUUUGUAA